Rosa rugosa (rugosa rose) is the source of this 1831-nucleotide messenger RNA. Its product is annotated as glycosyltransferase BC10-like. The coding region runs from base 1 to 1140 and encodes 379 amino acids. The transcript has 2 exons. Gene Ontology annotation, cellular component: membrane. The record is from RefSeq and is a predicted model, not a curated record. Lineage: Eukaryota; Viridiplantae; Streptophyta; Magnoliopsida; Rosales; Rosaceae. Gene Ontology annotation, molecular function: glycosyltransferase activity.
AUGUAUCAGUUGGCGUUGGCUCCUCCUCGUACACAUAUAAUUGUUUCAAUCAGAUCGAUAUUAAUGAUGGCACCAAUAUUCUGCAGCAGCAGUAGUACUAGUGGGCAAAAUCAUCGGGCGUUUCCAUUCAAUCACGUCCUGCAUUUCCUCUUCUUUGUUAUUGGUUUGUCACUCGGCAUCCUAGUUACCUUAUACUUCCAGAGUUACUCAUUACUCACUUUUCAAGCAUCCCUCAACUCCAUUAAUAAUUUUAUUAACAUUCCACUAAAACCAUCACCCCCAUCACCACCGAAAUCACCAACUCCACCUCCACCUCCACCACCGCCAGUUCUGGUACCGUCUUUCUCUACAAUUAAUGAAACAUCAUCAUCAGUAUCUGUUAAUUACAGUAGCAGUCCCAGUACUAGUGUUUCUUUGAAAGAACAAAAGCUGUUAGUACACAACAUGAGCGAUGAGGAGUUACUUUGGAGAGCAUCCAUGGCCCCUCAAGUUGAUUCGCCUUACAACUCUGUUCCAAAAGUGGCUUUCAUGUUCUUGACAAAAGGGCCACUACCUUUGGCUCCCUUAUGGGACAAAUUUUUCAAGGGACACGAGGGUCUAUACUCCAUCUAUGUGCACGCGCACCCUUCUUUCAAUGAAUCGCAGCCUCAAACUUCGGUCUUCCAUGGUCGAAGAAUUCAUAGCCAGGCCGUUUAUUGGGGAACUUCCUUGAUGUUGGAUGCAGAGCGACGGCUAUUAGCGAAUGCACUGCUUGACUUGUCCAAUCAAAGAUUUGUAUUGCUUUCCGAAUCUUGCAUUCCCUUGCUUAACUUCACGACAACUUAUGACUACCUUAUAAACUCAAAUCAAAGCUUUCUAAGCGUAUACGAUGACCCGAGGAAGCCUGGUCGAGGGCGCUACAACCCUCAAAUGUGGCCACAAAUAAACAUCACAGAUUGGCGGAAAGGAUCUCAAUGGUUUGAAGUGCACCGAGACCUGGCCGUCCACAUUGUCUCCGAUCGGAAAUACUACCCCAUCUUUCAACAAUACUGCCACCCUCCUUGUUAUAUCGAUGAGCAUUAUAUUCCAACAUUCGUCAACAUGUUGUAUGCUGAUCUCAACUCUGAGAGAAGCAUUACUGAUAGAAGCAUUUUAAUGUGAUAUUUUAAUAGUUAAUUCCUCACAUUUUGCUUAGUUAAUUCCUUAACGAAUCGAUUUUUAAUUCAAUUUUUAUUUUUAGGUACAUUGGAGUAGAUGAUGAUGAAAUAAGUGUUAGGUCCAUAAAAUGAUGGAGAAAAAUGGAAAUGCACUAAAAAGGUCAACUUUACACAUUUUCCUACUCCGGCUAGGAGAAACCAAGCCAAGCAAGGAAGAAGGAGCGACCACCUGACCAAAUGAACUUCAAAUGAGCUGAAACCUUCCAGAUCCAUUCUAGACAUCCUAAGAAACAUUUCUUAUGAAGAGUGCAAGAGCCAAAAAGAAGUGGAAGGCCUUCAAACAGUCAGCCCAAUUUUCUGCAGAAGCAAAACUGGAAAACUGGACCUGUAAGGAGUCCAGCAGAAAUUCCGGCCCAAACACAUGGAGAUAAAUUCUGAAAAUUUUACAGAAUGAUCUACACUCAUGAUGGAUCAUUUCAAAUGAAGAAGUCACGGGCAAAAUCUGAAGUCUUGGUGGAGAAUUAAUUGAAGGAAAAAUGAGUAGAAAGUGACUCAAACCUAACAAAUUCCAUUAGUGUUUAAAUAUUCAAACCUAACAAAUUCCAUUAGUGUUUAAAUGCUCAAACCUAAUAAAUUCCAUUAAUGUUUAAAUGCUCAAACCUAACAUAUCAUCAUUUGUUUAAAUCCAAAUAGUU